AAGACGACGUAUCUUCGUUUAUCUUCGAAAGCAAACUUUUGUGAUCAACGUCCAGCCAGGAACUCUUUGAACGAACUCAAGUUGCCCAUAAGAUCCAUACACCCGUGGCUUGGAGCUUCAAUUGGUGUUGUAUUCCGCGAGAUCUUCCUUUGAACAACUCUUGGCAAUGGCGAGUGAAUCCAGUGAAUCUUGCUUUUACCAACUCUUGGAUAAUGCUUUUGCGAGCGCAAAUGUCAUGGAAGCACCCGAAUCCGACUCUGAUUCGGAAUAUGUCCUGGACUUUGUUCCACCCGACUCUGAAACUAACACGGAAACUGUUGAAGUGGGUGGUAUUGCAAGGGACGCAACACUUGACUCUGACUCGGAAUCUGGUGAAGUUGGUGGUCAUGCAAGGGAAACAAGAAGAGACACGGAAGAAUCUGAAUUCAAUGUUCCUGCAACACGUGCCAACGCGGACGUUCCUGCACCCGACUCUGACUCGGAAACUGCUGAAGAGGGUGUUGUUGCAAAGGCAGCAACACGUACCACUGAAGAACCGCCACACAAGAAGGUAAAGACAUGCACCAAGUUGGAGCCUGAUGUGACCCUUCUGGUUGGCAAUGAAGAGUACCAAGAGUACAGUCAAGCACUUUGCAGCUGGAGCAAAUACUUUGAAGAUGCGCUGACCAGUGGCACGAAGCGAUUCGAGAUACCAGACCAUGAUCCCAAGGAAUGGGAAAUGAUUGUUGCCAUAACAAAGCCACUGGCCAAAGUGAAACUCACCCAGGAAAAUGUUUUCAAGGCUCUUCCCUGGUUUGCCCUGCUAUGCUCACCUCAAGGUUUGCAGGAAUGUGAAAGCAUCCUUUUGUCACUGCUAGAGGAUUCCUCUGUCUGCCAUGAUAUUGUUUUGGACAUCCUGGAAGCUAGUCUAAUCUUUUGUCUUGCAGAAUCCACGGCCAAGAGCUUUGCCAAAGUCAAUAUCAUUUUGGCCAGUGCAGGAUUAAUGGUAGACAAGGCAUGGGUUGUGCAAUUUAUUACAGUUGUACAAGGCCAUCAGGAUUGCCUGGAUGCAAUGUGGGAUAUCCUUGGAGAACUGGUGCCCAACACUCUCUCAGGCCAGCAAAAGAAUGCUCUUAUUGAAAAUGGUCUUCUCACUGAAGUUGUGUCCACAAAAAUGGAGGCACUCCAUUUCAAGGCAGCAAUCAAGUCAGUGAUAUCCGCAGUGAACAAAGAACGUUCAAAACCUUCUAUUCUAACGGCAUUGAAACAAGACAUUCAAUUCAGUCCCUGGAAGAAUCAACUGAAGGACUGAUGGAUGCUGUCUUGUCUUAUUUCACGUCAAUCCAAUCGAUGGAGAUUUCUCGUUUGCACAAGAUACCGCUACAGCUAUAAAAUUAUUGAUAUAGUUUCAACCAUAACGAGUAUAGAUUUUUUACUGUCAUUUUUAAA
Seminavis robusta is the source of this 1428-nucleotide messenger RNA. Lineage: Eukaryota; Bacillariophyta; Bacillariophyceae; Naviculales; Naviculaceae. The record is from the annotation of a GenBank genome assembly.